Molecule: messenger RNA, 4489 nt
Organism: Phyllostomus hastatus (greater spear-nosed bat)
Lineage: Eukaryota; Metazoa; Chordata; Mammalia; Chiroptera; Phyllostomidae
Gene: ZNF322
Product: zinc finger protein 322
Exons: 3
Coding region: 404-1630 (408 amino acids)
Source: RefSeq, a predicted model, not a curated record
UGGCGGGCGGGGCUGCGCCGCCGCCUCCGGCCGGGCUGAGAAAGCUGGCGUAGCCGGCCUGGUCAGCGUGGAGGCGUCCGGACCGUGCAGCCCCAGCUCCCUGCCCCGGCGCACAGAGGGAGCUGCUCCUGGCUCUCGUCGGCCCCAGAAUGCAAUCUUCAUUGAGAAGUCAGAGUCUCAGGACCAAGAAGUGAAUGCUGCUCUCCCUCCACUACAUUCCAGUGUUGGAAAUACCAAGUAAGGAAUUAGUGUAUAUGAUGCUGGAAACCUGUAGAGAUGCACAGCUCAUGACUCAAAGGCCUAAAAUGGGCGUAUCUUCCAAGUUCUUAUCAGGAAAAUGACAGUGGAGAAGAUGACGGGCCAAGGUGGCCAGUGGGAAGCGCCCUAGGAGGGAGCCACAGAGAUGUACACUUCAGAAGAGAGGCGUGAUCAGAGAACUCAGAGAAGGACAGUGUAUCGUGUGCGCCCUCAGAAGGGUCAGAAGAUCUUCAUUCGUGUGCAUGAGAUUACUCAUAUAGAUGAUCACUUAUACCAGUGCCUUGAACGUGAGCAAAACUUCUGCGAAAACUUAGCUCUUAUUAUGUGUGAGAGAACCCACAGUGGAGAGAAACCUUAUCGAUGUGAUAUGUGUGAGAAAACCUUCAUCCAGCGCUCAGAUCUCAUUUCACACCAGAGGAUCCACAAUUAUGAGAAACCCUAUAAAUGUAGCAAAUGUGAGAAGAGCUUCUGGCACCACUUAGCCCUUUCAGGGCACCAGAGAACACACGCAGGUAAAAAAUUCUAUACGUGUGACAUUUGUGGCAAGAAUUUUGGACAGAGCUCUGAUCUGCUUGUCCACCAGCGAAGCCACACUGGCGAGAAACCGUACCUGUGCAGCGAGUGUGAUAAGUGCUUCAGUCGAAGUACGAACCUCAUUCGGCACCGAAGAACUCACACUGGCGAGAAACCAUUUAAGUGUCUGGAGUGUGAAAAAGCUUUUAGUGGGAAGUCGGAUCUCAUUAGCCACCAGAGAACUCACACUGGCGAAAGGCCCUACAAGUGUAACAAGUGUGAGAAGAGCUACCGACACCGCUCAGCCUUCAUUGUUCACAAGAGAGUCCACACCGGGGAGAAGCCCUACAAGUGCGGCGCCUGUGAGAAGUGCUUUGGCCAGAAGUCAGACCUCAUUGUCCACCAGAGGGUCCACACCGGGGAGAAGCCCUACAAGUGCUUGGAAUGUAUGAGAAGUUUCACUCGCAGUGCCAACCUAAUCAGGCACCAGGCCACUCACACGCACACUUUUAAAUGCCUUGAAUACGAGAAAAGUUUCAGCUGUGGCUCAGACCUUAUUGUGCAUCAAAGAAUUCACAUGGAAGAGAAGCCCCAUCAGUGGUCUGCCUGUGAGAGCGGCUUCCUCCUGGGCAUGGGCUUUGUUGCCCAGCCGAAAAUGAGAACUCAGACGGAGGAGCUGCGUUAUCCGUACAGUGUGUGUGACAAAGGCUUCCGCCAGAGUUCGGCCCUCCUGCAGCACCAGACCGUCCAUGGUGGCGAGAAGCCCUGUGUCUGUAACGCAGGGGAGAAGGGGCUUGAGCUCAGCCCUCCCCGUGCACCAGAAGCCUCACAAACGUCUUGGCCAGACAAGAAGUUAUAACACCUUAAAAAAAAAAACACUUAUGAGUCAGAGAACUCAUUAAAAUGAGGAACUCUAGGCAAAGCUUAGGUUUUUCUAAGAGCUCAGACUUCAGUGGGGACCAGAGAGACUGCGAUUACAGGAAGUUGGGAAGUGGUUUGCCCAGAGAGCUGCCCUAAUAGAAUCCUACCGGUCACUCCAACAAGCAACCUUCCAAGGCCCUGAGGCUUGGAAAACCUUUAGUCUGAGCUCUGAUCUGGUCACUCACAGGGGACUCGUACCAGUGGGAAACCUUGCAGAUGCCGAGACGGGGAGAGCCUCCAGGCCACGCUCCCUCCCCUCCCUCCGAGGGAGUUCUCACCAGAGGACAAUGCCCUUGGUGUGCACAGCUCGCUGACGUCAGAGAGCCCACACUCGGGAGAAACCCCAGCAAGUGUGGUGAAAGCUUCCAAAGGAACUGUGACUUUCCUCACCAUCAGAAAAGCCAUAUCGGUGACAAUUUAGGUAUUUCUCUUGAGUGUGGCAAAGCACUAGAUGGAGAGCCUUCUUGGGUUUGCAUCAACAACAACAAAACCGAUCUGAGAAGAGACCUUAUGAAGUCUGAGGGAGAAAAGCUGCCAGCCAUCAGCUCCUUUGGUUGGCACACGAGGGAACCCACACGGGUGAAAACCCCCAUAAAUAUCUUGAGUCUGAAAAAAGCCUUGUUAGAAACCUGCACCUCUGGGCCCCAAAGAACCUACUCUGCGGAGAAUCGUGCUCUAGCGCGAGAUCUAGUCGGGGGUGGUGUACAUAUAGUAGGUAUGAGAAUAGCCAUGUUCCCAGUUAGCUGACCCGUGUGUAGAGGUGACUUUCAUGGAGUCCAUACCUGGACGGUUCUUAGAUGCCCAGAAGCUCGUUGUGGGAGGAGCUCGGGCAGAUCAGAGCAGGCCUGAUGGGAAACUCAGGUAAAGAUCCUUUUCUUUUAUCUCAACCACUUCAUUAUGAUCGCUUUACUUUCUCUUUUUAAAGUGUGGAAAUCCAAUAAAGGAAAGGACUGUGCCCUGUGACAGACGGUGUGGCAUGUGUUACUGUGGGGGACAGCAGAAGACUGACUUUGCCUUGUGGUGGUUACUAUUUUUUAAAAAAUUCUUGGCCAGAUUGGGGACUGGUUUUGACAGUCGCUUGGGGAACUUGCUGGAAGUGGAAACCACCAGGCAGGUGGGGAGCUGCUCUCCUGGGUCAGGACUCCCAGAAGCUCACCCUUUGCAGGGCCAACCUCACACACAGGCGGGACACUUGGCGUUUCACACUUGGUGUGAGUGGGGGCGAACCCUCAAAGGUUUCCUUUCCCGAGAAUGUCUGAGUAUCACUGGUGUUUGAAAUUUCUGCUUUAGAGAUUCAUCUCUUUUCAACUCGGAAACUCCAGUUUGAGGAGCAGUUAUGGUGUUGCUAGUAUCCACAUCUUUGUGGCUUCGUGUGCCGCCCCUCCCGGUGCUAACACCUCCUUAGCAGCUCCGUGCAGAAUGGCAACGGGAGGGCUGCCAGGAUGUCCGGCCUGUGCAGGCAGGUGACACCUGGUGACGUUUUGUCAGUGGAGCAGCUGUGUUUCUGGUUUUGAGGUUCCUGCCUCCAAAGCCAGUGUUCUUUUCUCUCCAUUAUCCUGCUGUUUGAUUCAGUCCCGUAAUGAUAUACCUUUCAUUUGUUUCAGUUCUGCCAAGAAAGGAGAGACUACUUUUUAUUCCCAGGGAAAGGAUUGCAAUCACUACAAUAUAAGGUAUUUAUUUGGCUUGGAAUGUAGGAUUUUAAACGCUAGAAGGGAAAAGUAGUUGCCAAAUUUAUCAGAGGUUUAGGGAUUAGCACUUAUUUCUAGUUUAACAGAAUAACUAUUAUAUUCAACAUUCUCUAGAAGUACUAUAAUCCAGGGAUCUAUAAAUGAACAGUUCUGAGGGGAUUUUUCCCCUCAAAAGAGAUGUAAUAAAAAUACUUAAGAUUCCUGCAGUAUUUGGGACUCUAGACUGGUGAAUAAAUAUUUUGUUGCUAGUCUGCGUCUGACAAAUCUAGUUGAUCUCAGCAAACCCUUGAACUCCAGGAGCACUGACCUUGGACCACAGAGGUGGCCAGCGGCUGCUCUGUGUGUGGCUCUGAUCUCUGAUCCUGAUGGCUGGCUGGUGACCUUGAUAAUCUUGGGGUCACAGGGCAGCUCGAAGUGAUAGGAAGGAAUCUAGUUCCAGGGUGUUUUUCUUUUAGCAAACAGGUCCUGGAAGGUUAUUCACUCUGGUAUGUUUUAGUAUUAUUUCCGUAAAUAGCUCUUCUACCAUGAACAGUUGCCCAGUGUGGUAAAACACACAAGAUGUAUUUGUUUUUCUUUGGUGCCUAUCGCUAGUGUGUGUUUGAUCACUGUAACACUAAAAUAGUAUGGGUGUAUGGCAUGGCAGCAACGAAAAUUAGUCCUGUGGCUGCUUGCUAGUCAUUAGAACCUGCAGAAGGGGACAGAGGUGGCCUCACGGCAGGGUAACGACCCUUCUUCUGGCUCAUCUCACUGGCAACUAGCUGUAUCUAGUCUUUAAGUAAAUUAAGGAUGGACCAUCCCCCAAGCAGAACUUUGUGGGUUUGAAACAGGUCCAGGGUCUUUUAACCGUGGGCAAGAGGUGUGGGUACUGUUCACGCAGCGUAGCCUGAGGCUGGGGAGGACCGCCUGGGGGCCUGUAACCGGCACUAGAAGGCAACUUCUGGGAUGGUUGGAGGUUCUCUUGAAACAGUGCCAACCUAGAUCUACCUCAGGUAAGUAGUUAGGGUCACUUUCAAGAUUUCAGACCAAACGAGACAGUUGUAUUCAGUGUAUUCCUAUGCUUUAAUGUUUUGUUUGCCCUUAAUUCUUAAAUAAACACUUGUUCUGAAAAA